This is a messenger RNA of Symbiodinium natans, 657 nucleotides long. Lineage: Eukaryota; Dinophyceae; Suessiales; Symbiodiniaceae. The record is from the annotation of a GenBank genome assembly.
AUGAUCUUUGCGUUGGUGCCUUGCAUGAUUGCCUUGGCCUCAGCUGACCUGGCCGUGGAUGCUUCACCUUUGAUGGACAAGUUGAACCAGGCCCUCUCGUCGAAGCUUGGUGACAUCAAUGCAAAGCUGGCGGCGGGGAUGAAGACCAAAGAUCCCAUGAUGGUGAACGUGGAAAAAGGCCCGCUCCACGUAGACAAGAUCUCUGACCUGAGCAGUCUCCGCGUGGAGUCCUUCAAAGUCACGGGCUUUCACAUGCCGAACCUGGCCAUGGCAUUGUCAGGAGCAUGGUCUGGCGACCUGAAUGUGAAUGGCUUCGUUGAUGCUCUGGGCAAGAAGGUCCCAGUCGAUGCGGCAUUGCACGGGGUUAGCUUCAAGAGUGAUGAGAUUGACAUGAACUUGAAGAGGAAUCCACUGGAAAUCCAAGGCUUCAAUGUCAAAAGUUUGGAGGUGUCCAUCCAGUCCAUCACUUGCCAAGUCCACUUUGCCAUGCCUGCGCUGGCGAAUAUAGUAAGCAAGCUGGCCGACAAGAAGAUCAACGAGUCAAAGGGGAAGAUUGCAGAGAAACUCUCCGAGAAGAUGAAGGAAGUGCUAGGAAAUACUCUCAACGAGAAGAUCAAGGGCGCUCUCAACGGAAAACUUCAUGAAAUGAUGCGCUGA